AUGUCAGCCGGUCAGCUGCUGCUGUGUUUGGUGGCCGAGGCCCUGGAAAAGAGGGGCAACCUCACAAAGGCCAACGAUAAGAACGGGAGAUGCAUCUACUCGUUCAGCGUGCCCAGCCCCGUCCAGUCAAGCUGUUCGGAUGGGGACCAGGACAGGGCGGCCUUCCUCGACCUCCAGAGGUCAGAGCUAGAGGCUGCCAAACACAGACUGGGUGCUCUCGAGGCCCUCGUCGGUCGCCCACGGGGGAGCCCAACUCCGGGCCUCGAGCCUCAGGGGGUCGAGGAACUUCGGAAGGAACUGGAGCUCCUGAGAGAGGAGAAGGCUCAGCGAGAUGCCCAGGCCGCCACCCCGGAGGCUGCCUACAGAACCCCCCUAGGGGAGAGGUCAUCUGUGGAGGAGGAGAGACGGCGUCUGGAGCGGGAGAACGCGGACCUAAGGAAGAACCUGGAAAGCAGCAGCAGCCAGAGCCGGUGUGGCCAAGGCACGGCAACCCCAGGCAGAGACCCCGCCGGGGGGCCGAGGAAGGUAAGGCUGCAGCGGCAAAAGGUUUCAAAGUGGGGCUUAGAGAACACAGCCUUCCAGGAGCUGAAGUCUGACUUAACAGAGAUUGCUGCUCCCAGUCUCACCCAAGAGAGUCCUUCCAGCCAAGCUGGCACAGGAGACUCAGACACUGGGUGCGGUCAACUGGUCUGGGUCGGCGAUCUGGUCACCUUGCAGGCGGAGACCAUCGCUGGCAAGUAUGGUGUCUGGAUGAGAGACCCCGAGCCCGUCCCCCCGCACAGCAGGAAGACCACCUGGAAGGUCGACGCCAUCGGGACGAAUGUUCGCCGGGUGGCCGAGUAUGCCACCGUCAGCCAGUUCUCCAAAGGCCUCCCUUCCAAGGUCCACGUCCUGCCCGGGCCCAUGGAGAGCACGGGGGCCGUGGUCUACCGUGGCGGCCUCUACUUCCAGAGGCAGAAGUCCAGGACCCUGACCAGAUACGAACUGAAGACGGAAACUGUGAAGGUUCAGAGGGAGGUUCCCGCCGCGGGCUACCACGGGCGCUUCCCUUAUUCUUUGGGGGGCUACACCGACAUCGACCUGGCAGUGGACGAACUCGGGCUCUGGGUCACCUACAGCACCGAGCGGGCCAGGGGAGCCAUCGUCCUGUCCAGGCUGGACCCGGACACUCUGGAGACGGGGCAAACCUGGGAGACCAACAUUCGCAAGCAAUCUGUCGCUAACUCUUUCCUGAUUUGCGGCACUCUGUACACCAUCAGUAGCUACUCUGCUUUUAAUGCCACCAUCAACUUUGCCUACGACACGGGCACCAACAGCAGCAAGGCCCUGGCCAUCCCAUUCAAGAACCAGUACAGAUACUGCAGUAUGGUUGACUACAAUCCCGCUGAAAAGAAGAUCUUCGCUUGGGACAACUUUCACAUGGUCACAUAUGACAUCAGGCUCUCCAAAGUGUGA
Messenger RNA from Tachyglossus aculeatus (Australian echidna), 1455 nucleotides. It is a transcript of the gene MYOC, whose product is annotated as myocilin. Gene Ontology annotation, cellular component: Golgi apparatus. Lineage: Eukaryota; Metazoa; Chordata; Mammalia; Monotremata; Tachyglossidae. Gene Ontology annotation, biological process: signal transduction; osteoblast differentiation. The record is from RefSeq and is a predicted model, not a curated record.